This is a messenger RNA of Caenorhabditis sp. 36 PRJEB53466, 589 nucleotides long. The record is from the annotation of a GenBank genome assembly. NCBI's taxonomy places the organism in Eukaryota, Metazoa, Nematoda, Chromadorea, Rhabditida, Rhabditidae.
AUGGAUCCGAACAGUCCAAUGUUCCAACAGAUGCUCCAACAGCAAAAUCAGCAGAGAAUGGCCGAAUUGAGCGAAAGAAACGAAAGGGAGAGGGCAGCGAAAAAGAAGGAGAAAGAGCGGGAAGAGGAGAAGAAGCGGCAAGAAGAAGACAAGCUACUGCAGCUCGAGAAGAAGCUGGAAGAGUUCCAGGAGAACGCGCGGUUCAUCGGAGAGCUCGCCUCGAAUUUCCAGCCGAGCUACCAGGACACUCUGAACGGACGGAUUUACACGCUGGUGCACGGACUGCAGGACUUGGAUCGAAUGAAGGGCACUUUCAGCGACAAGAAGGUUCCGUUGGAGCUCCUUCAGUAUCUCGACGACGGAAAGAAUCCGUUGUUAUACUCGAAGCACUGCAUGGAGAAGACAUUGGAGAAGAACAAGACAGUGAGUUGAGCCAGAAAGCUUCAGAAAAUAAAUAUGAUUUCAGGUAAACGGAAAGAUUGAAAUAUACAAAAAAUUCCGUGCGCAUCUCAUCAAAGAGUUCAGCGAGGAGAUGCCCGAGCUUGUCAUUCAGUACAGAAACUACAGAGAUGAUCUCGAUUUGGCCUAA